GGAGAGAAGAAUAUAAAAUUAAAAAAAAAAACAAUUUCCCGCACGCACAUGUCCUGACUUGUGGGUUUCACGCUGACCUGGGAACUGGCUCGGGCCGACACUGGGACCGUUGGAACUAAGGGACUCCGAAGGAAAUGCCGGCUAUUGUCAUUCCUGGUCCUCCUAUAGCAGUUUCUCCAAUAAAGUGUAGAAUCCUGUCCAGGUGCACAUUAUACUGGAAUGGCGGCAAGGCAGGCGUGGAAUGGACACGUCAUCGUAAGCGUUUCCAUCAGAUCUUGGUGCUCCCUGCUCUUAUUGUUGGAUGCGAAGCAUCCUUGGCCUCUCUAGAUCUUUCAACUUCCUCUUGUCCUCGUGCUCCUCUACUGAACCGAUCGUUUUCUUCUUCUUCUUCCUCAGUGCCUUGUGCUGCUUCUCCUGCUGCUUCAUCUGUCCUGGACCCUCCUCCUCCUCUUCCUCCUUGUCCUCCUUGUCCUUCUUCUUCGUCUGCGUCUGUAGUAAAAGUUGUAGCAGAGGGCGAAAAGGUGAUUGUGAAGGGAGGGGCAGAGAGAAGGGAGAUGGACGAAACAGGGGGGAAAGGGAGGGACACGAAGGAGAAAGAUCUGGUCCUUCUUGGUGGAGGACAUAGCCACGUGCACGUUUUGAAAUGCUUAGGGGAGAGGCCUAUACCCGGAGUGCGGCUGACUGUGGUUACCCGCGACGUGCGCACACCGUACAGUGGGAUGCUCCCCGGUUUCGUCGCAGGUCAUUACACGUACGACGACUGCCACGUGGAUCUCGCUCCUCUGUCUCGACUCGCCAACGCUAGAUUGAUCCACGCGGCAGCGGAGGGGAUCGAUGUGCAGUCCAAGUUGGUAAAGAUUCCAGGAGGAGAGCUCAUACGCUACGACGUGCUGGCUAUCGACAUAGGGAGCAGACCCGUGCAAGAAAAGGUUCCAGGUGCGAGAGAGCACUCCAUUCCAGUCAAGCCAAUCGAUCAAUUCAGUGUGAAAUGGGAGGAGAUGAGGAAGAGGGUGCUGGACCAAGCUAUCAUGGCCCAAUCUUCAACUUCAUCUUCUUCUUCCCGAGAUCCGCCUGAUGGUGCUGCUGCUGCUUCCGGUGAUGGUGAUGGGAGUAGGUCGACCUCGUCGCCAUCGCCGCGGGUGACAGUGACGAUAGCCGUGGUGGGGGGAGGGGCAAGUGGGGUGGAGGUUACACUGGCCGUGCAGCAUCGGCUGAUGAAGGAUUUGGAGGAGGUGAGGAGGAAGAGAAGUCAGAGGGAGAAGAAGGGACAGGAGGAGGAGGGAGGAAAAGGGGGAGGAGGAGAAUGGAGGGAGGUGGAGGUGAAGCUUCGUCUCCACACUGGCAAAGCUUUGCUGCCAAGUUAUCCCAAGAAGAUGAGGAGCAUCUUCGUAAGGAUCUUGGGAGAGAGAGGGGUCGAACUUGUGCAGGGAAGCACCGUGGUGGAAAUGGGAAAGGGGUGGAUGAAGGGGAGCGAUGGUGUAGAGUAUAAGUUUGACGAAUGCUUGUGGUGCACGGAGGGAGGUGCGGCUCCCUUCCUGCGAGAAACAGGACUGGAGCUAGACGAUCAAGGGUUCAUUAAAGUGGAUGAGUACUUGAUGUCAACCAACGUUCCAGAUGUGUUUGCCACUGGAGACAUUCACUCUUCGGUGAAGUACCCAAGGCCCAAAGCCGGGGUGUUCGCAGUCAGGCAGGGGCCGCCGCUUGUGGAGAACCUUCGCAGAAGAUUCGCGGCAAUCAAGGAGAAUGUACCGAAGAAGGAUGAUGAGCGGCAGGCCUCCGCCAGACAAGGACUGCGUCCGUUCGUGCCACAAUCACGAUUUCUAACACUGGUCAGCACGGGAAAUAAGUACGCCGUGGGUGCGAGAGGCUCUUUCGUGCUGGAGGGAGGUUGGGUGUGGUGGUUGAAGGAUAAGAUAGAUCGAAAAUGGAUGAAUACGUACAAUAUCAAAGGCUGACAUAAGGGUACGCACAGCUGUAAGUGAACUGUAAAUACUGAAAAAAAUAUGAAUGAGGUCUAGUUAGGCUCACGUAGGCUGCUGUACACGUGUAUACGUCGCCGUCCGAGCGCGCGUGUGGCUGAUGUACACGUGUAUAAGUGGUUGCCUGAGUGAUUGUUUGGCUGAAGUACGCGUGUGCAAGUCGUUGCUCGAGUCCCCGUUUGGUCUUCGGUGCGUAAUCGUCGCCCGACGAAGUAGAACGAUAUUGGACUGGCAAUCAAUCAAUCAAUCAAUCAAUCAAUCAAUCAAUCUAUGGAUAAAUCAAUCAUAAAUGUAGUAUACGAUCGUGUAAUCGAUAAGGCGAUAAGUCGAUCAGUGGAUCAGUGAAUCAUUUAUUUCUUUCAAUCGCACAUCGAGGCAGUGGGUUUAAUGGAUUAGUCAAUCCAUCUCUCCAUCUCUCCAUCUCUCCAUCUCUCCAUUGACCAGUUAGUCAACGGGUCAAUCUUGUUACAGAUGCGUGAGGCCAGUCAAAAGUCUUGGUGUGAGGGUGCUCUUAGACGAUGUGAUGGGUGCGUAAAGAUUGUGUCGGAGUAGGGGUAAUAUGAGGUAGAGAAAAACGAGCGUAGUAGAGGACGGGGAACCUUACUCAAAGAAGGGAAAUUUUGUAUAUAAUACACAUGACGCCAGAAAGGAGGGAGGUAAACAAGUGUCGCAGAAAGUAGAAAGACCUUUCGUGUGUGCGUGCGUGCGCGCGCGCGCGCGUGUGUGUGUGUGUGUGUGUGUGUGUGUGUGUGUGUGUGUUUGUGUGUGUGUGUGUGUGUGUGAGAGAGAGAGAGAGAGAGAAUGUGUAGUGUGUUCGGUUCAAUAAAGAAAAUAAAUUGGGAACGUGUGCGUGGAAGUAGACGAACCUAGACGUGUUUAGUGGCAAUGUGCCGGAACAAAUACAAUCAUUGAAUCAAUCUUGUUCUUGCGGAGAGGUCCUACUUACCCGGAUUCUCCGUUCGUGGCCGUUGAUCUGUGCGCAAUGUGUGGUCAGAUUCUAACAAUUCCGCUGAUUAGGACCCUCGACGCGCCGGCCUUCGUCCCCCCCGCCGGGAACCCUUCCUUUGUCCUGGCUCAUGCCAGAAGUUGAAAGCCCCGGGCAUGAUUCCACUCUACUCUCCUCCCAUGAAUUGAACUUACGGUCAUUAUUGCUGUAUCUGAUUAGAAUGAAUGUGGCCCCAAAUA
This is a messenger RNA of Chara braunii, 3164 nucleotides long. NCBI's taxonomy places the organism in Eukaryota, Viridiplantae, Streptophyta, Charophyceae, Charales, Characeae. The record is from the annotation of a GenBank genome assembly.